Molecule: messenger RNA, 6603 nt
Organism: Drosophila montana
Lineage: Eukaryota; Metazoa; Arthropoda; Insecta; Diptera; Drosophilidae
Gene: l(3)72Ab
Product: U5 small nuclear ribonucleoprotein l(3)72Ab
Exons: 7
Coding region: 116-6544 (2142 amino acids)
Molecular function (GO): nucleic acid binding; ATP binding
Source: RefSeq, a predicted model, not a curated record
ACCCUAUCUUGUAGCCAGCCAAUAUACAGUGAAAAUGCCGAAUAUUUGUACCGCGUAAAAAAUUGCAAAAAUAAGAUUAUUCAGCACACAAAAGCUUACAAAAAAGUAAACAAAUAUGGCGGAUGCUGCAGCACGUCAAUUGCAGUAUGAGUACAAGGCGAACUCGAAUCUUGUACUGCAAGCUGAUGUACGUCUCAUCGAGCGUCCGCGACGCGAUGAAGCCACCGGCGAGGUGUGCUCAUUGGUGGGUAAAUUGGAUGGCACCCGUAUGGGGGACCGCUAUCAACGCACAAAGCCGGAGAAAACAGAAGAACGCAAGGUGAAGCGGCAAAAACGUGACGAGGCACAGUACGAUUUUGAGCGUAUGAAAGGCGCUACACUGCUUUCGGAGGGUAUUGAUGAAAUGGUAGGCAUUGUGUAUCGGCCCAAAACGCAGGAGACACGUCAAACAUACGAGGUGCUACUUAGCUUCAUACAAGAGGCGCUGGGUGAUCAACCGCGCGAUAUAUUAUGCGGCGCCGCGGAUGAAAUUCUAGCUGUGCUCAAGAAUGAUCGGCUCAAAGAUCGCGAGCGCAAACGCGACGUCGACAGUUUGCUAGGCGAAGUAACAGACGAACGAUUUGCCCUGCUCGUCAAUCUGGGCAAGAAGAUCACCGACUUUGGCAGCGAUGCAGUGAAUGCGCUUACAGCAGCAACCAACAAUGAGGAGCAAAUUGACGAUGCCUACGGCAUCAAUGUGCAAUUCGAAGAGUCCGAAGAGGAAAGCGACAAUGACAUGUACGGCGAGAUACGCGAUGAUGAUGCCCAGGACGAGGGCGAGGAGGCGCGCAUCGAUCAUACGCUGCAUGCCGAAAAUCUAGCGAGCGAAGAGGCUGCGAGCAAUGUGAAAAAGGAUCGCUUGCUUCAUCCACUGGACAUUGAUGCCUACUGGCUGCAGCGCUGUCUGAGCAAAUACUAUAAGGAUGCUAUGGUCUCGCAGAGCAAGGCAGCAGAUGUCCUCAAGAUAUUAAAAGAUGCCGCCGACGAGCGCGAUUGCGAGAAUCAGUUGGUGCUGCUGUUGGGCUAUGAUUGCUUUGAUUUUAUUAAGCAGCUGAAGCUGAAUCGCCAGAUGAUACUCUAUUGUACCAUGUUGGCCUCCGCACAAACGGACAGCGAGCGGCAGCGUAUACGUGAAAAGAUGCGUGGCAAUAUAGCGCUGGCCAAGAUACUGCGUCAACUAGACACAGGCAAGGCAGAUGAGCAAGAAGAGGCGGAUGCACGCGCCAGCAAGCGUGGAAAGGGCGAUGCCGAUGAUGGCGGUGCGGCGGCUGCUGGUCAAGUGGCCGGUGUGCGUCAACUACUGGAACUGGAUGAGCUGGCCUUUACCCAGGGUUCGCAUUUUAUGGCCAACAAGCGAUGCCAGCUGCCCGAUGGCAGCUAUCGCAAGCAGCGCAAGGGCUACGAAGAGGUGCAUGUACCCGCUUUGAAGCAGGUGCCCUUCGAUGCAGACGAGGAACUGCAGCCUAUUGACAAGCUGCCCAAGUAUGUGCAACCUGUUUUCGAUGGUUUCAAGACUUUGAAUCGCAUUCAGAGCCGUCUCUACAAAGCCGCUUUGGACAGCGAUGAGAAUAUGCUGCUGUGUGCGCCCACUGGUGCUGGUAAAACAAAUGUAGCCCUGCUCACAAUGAUGAGAGAGAUUGGCAAGCACAUCAACGAGGAUGGCACCAUUAAUGCUCAAGAUUUCAAGAUCAUCUAUGUGGCACCCAUGAAGUCUCUGGUACAGGAAAUGGUCGGAAACUUCGGUCGUCGCCUGGCCUGCUACAAUCUUACCGUCUCUGAGCUGACGGGCGAUCACCAGUUGACGCGAGAGCAAAUUGCUGCGACUCAGGUGAUUGUCUGCACGCCAGAGAAGUGGGAUAUUAUAACACGCAAGGGUGGCGAACGCACAUUUGUCAGUCUGGUACGCCUGGUCAUCAUUGAUGAGAUUCAUUUGCUGCACGACGAACGUGGACCAGUUCUGGAGGCGCUGGUGGCACGUACCAUACGCAACAUUGAGACCACACAGGAGGAUGUACGUCUGGUAGGCUUGUCUGCCACGCUGCCAAACUACCAGGACGUGGCCACAUUUCUACGUGUCAAACCCGACAAGGGCCUCUUCUACUUUGACAAUAGCUAUCGGCCAGUGGCACUGGAACAGCAGUACAUUGGUGUCACGGAGAAGAAGGCAUUGAAACGUUUCCAGGUGAUGAACGAGAUUGUGUAUGAGAAAACAAUGGAGCAUGCUGGUCGUAAUCAGGUGCUGGUAUUUGUGCACUCUCGCAAGGAGACCGGAAAAACAGCGCGCGCAGUUCGUGACAUGUGCUUAGAGCAGGACACGUUGGGCAGCUUUCUGCGCGAGGGCUCUGCCAGCAUGGAAGUGUUGCGUACCGAAGCAGAGCAAGUGAAGAACGCUGAGCUUAAGGAGCUGUUGCCCUACGGCUUUGCCAUACAUCACGCUGGCAUGACGCGCGUGGAUCGUACACUGGUGGAAGAUCUAUUUGCUGAUCGACACAUUCAGGUGCUGGUUUCGACUGCCACCUUGGCUUGGGGUGUUAAUUUGCCAGCGCACACGGUAAUCAUCAAGGGCACACAGGUCUACAAUCCGGAGAAGGGUCGUUGGGUCGAGUUGAGCGCCUUGGAUGUGCUGCAAAUGUUGGGACGCGCAGGACGUCCUCAGUACGAUACCAAGGGCGAGGGCAUACUCAUUACGAACCACAGUGAGCUGCAGUUUUACCUAUCGCUGCUAAAUCAGCAGCUGCCCAUUGAAUCGCAGUUUGUUUCCAAGCUGCCGGACAUGCUGAAUGCUGAAAUUGUUCUGGGCACCGUUCAGCAUCUGCAGGAUGCGGUCAACUGGCUAGGCUAUACUUACCUGUACAUACGCAUGCUACGCAAUCCCACGUUGUAUGGCGUUUCGCAUGAUGCGAUUAAAGCGGAUCCGCUGCUGGAGCAGCAUCGCGCAGAUUUACUGCAUACCGCAGCCUGUUGCCUGGAGCGCAGUGGUCUGAUAAAAUACGAACGCAAGACGGGUCACUUUCAGGUCACCGAUCUUGGACGCAUUGCAUCCCACUAUUAUCUUACUCACGAGACAAUGUUGACAUACAAUCAGCUGCUGAAGCAAACUCUUAGUGAAAUUGAACUGUUUCGCGUAUUUUCGCUGUCGUCUGAGUUUCGUCACAUUUCUGUGCGCGAGGAGGAGAAACUGGAACUGCAGAAGCUCAUGGAGCGCGUGCCCAUACCCAUCAAGGAGUCGAUUGAGGAGCAUAGCGCCAAGGUGAAUGUGCUACUGCAAGCCUACAUUUCGCAGCUGAAGCUGGAGGGCUUCGCUUUGAUGUCCGACAUGGUUUUCAUCACACAAUCCGCUGCGCGUCUGAUGCGUGCCAUAUUUGAGAUUGUCCUGACCCGCGGCUGGGCGCAGCUGGCGGAUAAAACGCUGACGCUUUGCAAGAUGAUUGAUCGCCGCAUGUGGCAAUCGAUGACACCGUUGCGGCAGUUCAAGAAAAUGCCCGAUGAAAUAGCGAAGAAGCUGGAAAAGAAACACUUUCCCUGGUCGCGUCUGUACGAUCUGGAGCCACAUGAGUUGGGUGAACUAAUACGUGUGCCCAAGCUGGGCAAGACCAUACACAAGUUCGUGCAUCAGUUCCCCAAACUGGAGCUAUCCACGCAUAUUCAGCCCAUUACGCGAGCAACGCUGCGUGUGGAGCUCACAAUUACGCCCGAUUUUCAAUGGGAUGAAAAGGUGCACGGUCAGUCGGAGGGUUUCUGGAUUUUGAUUGAGGAUGUCGACUCGGAGCUUAUACUGCAUCAUGAAUUCUUUUUGCUUAAGCAGAAGUAUGCCCAGGAUGAGCAUCAGUUAAAAUUCUUUGUGCCCGUUUUUGAACCUCUUCCUCCGCAAUACUUUCUACGAAUUGUCUCUGAUCGCUGGAUAGGCGCCGAGACGCAGCUGCCCGUAUCGUUUAGGCAUCUCAUACUACCCGAAAAAAAUAUGCCACCCACGGAGCUGCUAGACUUACAACCGCUACCCAUCAGCGCUUUGCGUCAGCCCAAAUUUGAGGCAUUCUAUUCGCAACGUUUCCCGCAAUUCAAUCCCAUACAGACGCAGGUCUUUAAUGCGGUCUACAACAGCGAUGAGAAUGUAUUUGUGGGCGCGCCCACGGGCUCUGGCAAAAUGACCAUUGCCGAGUUUGCCAUAAUGCGUUUGUUUAGCCAAAGCAGCGAUGGGCGUUGCGUCUAUCUUGUAUCCCAAGAGGCGCUUGCCGAUCUAGUCUUUGCCGACUGGCAUACCAAGUUUGGCGGCCUGGAUAUCAAGGUGGUCAAAUUGACUGGUGAAACGGGCACGGAUCUUAAGCUAAUAGCCAAGGGACAACUGGUAAUAACCACAGCGGAUAAAUGGGAUGUGCUGUCACGUCGCUGGAAGCAGCGCAAGAAUGUGCAACAGAUCAAUCUGUUUAUCGUCGACGAACUGCAGCUGGUAGGCGGUGAGGAGGGACCUGUUAUGGAGAUUGUCUGCUCCCGCAUGCGUUACAUCAGCUCACAAAUCGAGAAGCAGAUACGCAUUGUAGCCCUAUCCGCAUCUCUGACAGAUGCACGCGACGUGGCCCAGUGGCUGGGCUGCAAUCCAAAUGCCACAUUCAACUUUCAUCCAAGCGUACGGCCCAUACCACUGGAGCUGCACAUACAGGGUUUCAAUGUCACCCACAAUGCCACACGCAUAGCGACCAUGUCCAAGCCCGUCUAUAAUGCGAUACUCAAGUACAGCUCUCACAAGCCCGUAAUUGUGUUUGUUUCAUCGCGUAAGCAGGCGCGUCUCACAGCUAUUGAUAUACUGACGUACGCUGCCUCGGACUUGCAGCCGAAUCGCUUCUUCCAUGCCGAAGAGGACGACAUACAGCCCUUCCUCGAACGCAUGUCGGACAAGACUCUUAAAGAGACCCUCGCCCAAGGCGUUGCCUAUCUGCACGAGGGUUUGUCUGCCUCUGAUCACCGUCUAGUCGAACAGCUCUUCGAUUCGGGCGCUGUGCAGGUAGCUGUUGUCUCCCGGGACUUGAGCUGGGGCAUGAGCAUCUCGUCGCACCUGGUUAUCAUCAUGGACACACAAUUCUACAAUGGCAAGAAUCAUUCGUAUGAGGAUUAUCCCAUUACGGAUGUGCUCCAAAUGAUUGGACGCGCCAAUAGGCCUAAUGAGGAUGCAGAUGCCAAGUGUGUGCUAAUGUGUCAGAGCUCCAAGAAGGAUUUCUUCAAGAAAUUUAUUAACGAGCCGCUGCCCAUCGAAAGUCAUUUGGAUCAUCGCAUGCACGAUCAUUUCAAUGCUGAGGUGGUCACCAAAACCAUUGAGAACAAACAGGAUGCAGUGGAUUAUUUAACGUGGACAUUCCUCUAUCGAAGAUUAACCCAGAAUCCCAACUAUUACAAUCUGCAGGGCGUAACGCAUCGACAUUUGUCUGAUCAUCUGUCGGAGCUGGUAGAGAAUACGCUCAGCGAUCUGGAGCAGUCCAAGUGCAUUAGCGUUGAGGACGAUAUGGACACGCUGCCCUUGAAUUUGGGCAUGAUUGCCGCCUACUACUAUAUCAACUAUACGACUAUUGAGCUCUUCAGUUUGUCGUUGAACAGCAAAACCAAAGUGCGCGGUCUGUUGGAGAUCAUUUCAUCAGCAGCAGAGUAUGAGGAUGUUGUGGUGAGGCAUCACGAGGAGCAGGUUCUGCGCACACUCUCCCAGCGCUUGCCCAAUAAACUAACUGGACCCAAUGAAACAGCACCCAAAUUCAAUGAUCCUCACAUUAAAACUAACUUGUUGCUUCAGGCACAUCUGUCACGUCUGCAGCUAGGACCAGAACUUCAGGGCGAUACUGAGCAGAUACUCAGCAAAGCUAUACGCCUGAUACAGGCCUGUGUGGAUGUGCUGAGUUCUAAUGGCUGGCUAUCUCCUGCUGUCGCUGCCAUGGAACUGGCACAGAUGGUUACGCAGGCCAUGUGGAGCAAGGAUUCUUAUUUGCGGCAGUUGCCACACUUCAAUGCAGAUAUCAUAAAGCGCUGCACGGAUAAGAAAAUUGAAACUGUUUUCGAUAUAAUGGAGCUCGAGGAUGAGGAUCGCAUUCGCCUGCUACAGCUGUCCGAUGUGCAAAUGGCCGAUGUGGCGCGUUUCUGCAAUCGUUAUCCCAACAUUGAACUGAACUACGAGGUGGUCGACAAGGAUCGCAUCAAUUCCGGUUCCACAGUGAAUGUGGUAGUGCAGCUAGAGCGCGAGGAUGAAGUCACCGGCCCUGUUAUAGCUCCAUUCUUCCCGCAAAAACGUGAGGAGGGCUGGUGGGUGGUAAUUGGUGAUCCCAAAACCAAUUCACUGCUCUCCAUCAAACGACUUACGCUGCAGCAAAAGGCUAAAGUCAAGCUUGACUUUGUGGCGCCCAGUCCCGGCAAGCAUGAUUAUACGUUGUACUAUAUGAGCGAUUCCUAUUUGGGCUGCGAUCAGGAAUAUUCAUUCUCCAUUGAAGUGGGUGAUUUUCAAUCGGAAAGCGAAAGCGAAUCCGACUAAGCCCAACAGCAAUGACCCUAACAAACCAAUAAAACUAAAACACAAACAUUUUAUCAAAA